UAACUAAAAUUUAUAAGAUUCUAGUCCUCAUCACGAGUUGACUAGUUUAUUUUUUCAGUAUCGAUAAUAUUAGAAUUAAAGAUGCACUUUCUGAUCAUUCUUUCGAUUCUUGUCAUUUGUGGAUCAUCACAAAUAGAUGCGAAACCAAUUAAUGACAAAGAAUUCGCAGAAAAACUUGCCCACGUUGCUAAAGAAGCGAUAAGUCUUGCCAACCGUAUGGAAAAGCGCGUGGAACUCUGUGAAAACCUAUCUCAUCCAAGUACGACUCCAGAAAUUGGAACAACCGAAACUACAACUCAAGUACCUACAACAACCGAAACAACUCAAGAGCCUACAACAACUGAAACUACGACUGAAACUACAACAACUGAAACUACAACUCAAGAACGUACAACAACUGAAACUACAACUCAAGAGCCUACAACGACUAAAACUACAACUCAAGAACCUACAACUCAAGUACCUACAACAACCGAAACAACUCAAGAGCCUACAACAACUGAAACUACGACUGAAACUACAACCGAAACUACAACUCAAGAGCCUACAACAACUGAAACUACAACUCAAGAACCUACAACAACUGAAACUACAACUCAAGAGCCUACAACAACUAAAACUACAACUCAAGAACCUACAACAACUGAAACUACAACUCAAGAGCCUACAACAACUAAAACUACAACUCAAGAACCUACAACUCAAGUACCUACAACAACUAAAACUACAACUCAAGAACCUACAACUCAAGUACCUACAACAACCGAAACAACUCAAGAGCCUACAACAACUGAAACUACGACUGAAACUACAACAACUGAAACUACAACCGAAACUACAACUCAAGAGCCUACAACAACCGAAACAACUCAAGAGCCUACAACAACUGAAACUACGACUGAAACUACAACAACUGAAACUACAACCGAAACUACAACUCAAGAGCCUACAACAACUGAAACUACAACUCAAGUACCUACAACAACUGAAACUACAACUCAAGAGCCUACAACAACUGAAACUACAACUCAAGAGCCUACAACAACUGAAACUACAACUCAAGAACCUACAACAACUGAAACUACAACUCAAGAACCUACAACAACUGAAACUACAACUCAAGAGCCUACAACAACUGAAACUACGACUGAAACUACAACAACUGAAACUACAACCGAAACUACAACUCAAGUACCUACAACAACUGAAACUACAACAACCGAAACUACGACUGAAACUACAACUCAAGAACCUACAACAACUGAAACUACAACUCAAGAACCUACAACUGAAACUACUCAAUUUUUUCUAAACGGUGGCGAUGACUAUUCGAAGCCUAAUUAUAUUUCUCCUAGAUAACUUUUAAUUUAAAUGGUCGAAAGUUCUAUUUCUAUCCUAUUAAAUUAUAAAAUUUUUACAUAUUGCCUCAUGUCAAAAUUAUUUCUAUCAUGUUUUGGCCCUUUACUUCUUUCACUUCAUAGGUGUUAUCAAUCUUUCUUAAACGUCGAUAUUGUCUUUGUUGUUUGUUCCACUGUUUUUAAACUAGGUUUUUUAUUGUCCAUACUAUAUUAUUCCAUGAGUUCUUGCACAGCAAACUCUUAUAGUUAUUACUUAAAAUUAUAACUAAUAGAUAAUCUCUCUCGGCACCGAUUAAAAUGGGUUUGGCAGAAUCAAAAAAUUAAAUCUUAACUUAAUUUAUAUUUGGUAGAAAAAUCUACAAGAUUAGUCAUUAUCUCAAGAAAUCAUUUAAAUCCAUUGAAACGAUAACAAUGCUUACAAUUAGUUCAGUAUUAGUUUUGAAUAAAUUCCACAUCCAAUAGAGCAACUCUAACUGAUGAUCUAAAACAAAUAUCUUCUUAUCGAAAUCUGCCUACUACAUCAAGAAACGUGGGAAUGCUACAUCUUCUAUGCCACUUAUGUAUGCUUCAAGAUUAAGCAAGUAGUAAGCUUACCACAUGCGUAAAGAAUUAUUACAUACAUUAUAUAAUAUGAGUAAUCUAGGUAUGGAGACAACAUAUCUGCGUCCUUACGUCUAGUCUUUAGGCUCUUAAACUACUUUGUAAUCAUAUGAUGUAUGCAAAAAAGUGUCUUAAGUACAUAAAGUAGAUCCCUUUAACUUUAGGGCUUAAAGCGAGCAUGGAUUUAUCCAAGGGGAAAUGUGCACGUGUGUUCUGCAAGAUGGAAGCAUGCAUGUCGGUUAAUUGUGCGGCACUACGUUUUAUAGAAUUCAAGAUAACCAUAACGGCGCCUAAAAUAAGUAUCCAUAAAAAGAAGAACAAAAAAUGAACUUUGGUCUAAUUGGUUUUUCGCUUGGAUACAAAUUUGAUGUUUUAUCUCUUGAAGUUCGAAGAAGUUAUUUUUUCUCAGAUUUGUCGUAAAAUCGUUUUCUGCUGAAGUGUAGAAUAUAUAAAUAUAUAUAUUUAUAUGAAUAUUGUUGACUAGAUAAAUUAACUUCAUUUCGAUAUUAAUUAUUGAUCUAAGUAAAAUUAUCAAUUUGUUCUUUCACAUCAGAAAUUAUCUUCUAAGAACUAUAAAUCUGUAAUAAUUUAAUGGUUUUCUGGUGACUUUCUACAUCUCUUUGACCCAUGAUAUGAUUUCUGAGAAAUAUCAAGUAAUGGAUUAAUAGUGAUAAUUAUAUUAAACUGUCUGGAUGUAAUCGAUAAAGCUCAUGACAAAAUGGAACAUGAGAUACUUAUCAACUUUUUUGUAAGUAAGUGAAAUAAAAGUAUAAUUAAUUUUAGCAUAAUGAACAACUUGUGAUGAGAUUAAAUGACUAAUUGGAGCUUUGAAUUUUAUUUAUAUAUUUUUAUUGAAGUAUUUUACUGAUAGCAAUGAGAAAAUAUUAAUAAAAAUUAAAUGAGCUAGCAUCUGUAAUUAGUUGAAUUGUCAUUAUGAAUUAGAUAAUAAGCUUCAAAUGAAAAAAACUGAAUCCUUGAAUUUGAAAUAAAGGCAUGGAUUAACACUGGGUUGAAAA
Molecule: messenger RNA, 2974 nt
Organism: Chelonus insularis
Lineage: Eukaryota; Metazoa; Arthropoda; Insecta; Hymenoptera; Braconidae
Product: salivary glue protein Sgs-3-like
Exons: 3
Coding region: 82-1359 (425 amino acids)
Source: RefSeq, a predicted model, not a curated record